CCAUCUAAUGUCAAAACGAAUCAUGUGCAAAGACUUGAAAGAAAAAGAAUAAACAAUGCGAUUUGUUUCGUAAGGGUCAAAGGAAUGCCCAUGUGAACUUGUAUAUAUGCUGUGAUCUAAUGGAAAUAUUGUAUCACACAAAACCACUGGAGGUGUCGUUUUAUCUACAAAAUGGCUACAACUGUCAGAUAAAAGAAAUCUAUAAAACAACAAUUGGGCUUAUGGUUUUUCAUCAAUUCACGGCUCUUCUGUUGGAGAGAGCAUGUGGGUUUGGAAGAGGCAAGUAAGAGAGAACAUGGGAACAACUGAAUGAGGCUCAAUUUUAAAUACCUAAAAUGAAUCGGUUUUGAUUUCUUCUCUACUUACAGGGAUCACAUGUGAGCUUGUUGUAUAGGAGAGUUUGGUCCUUUAUUUAAAGACCCAAUUCUUUUGCUUCGAAAUGCCAAUAAAUGUAAAUACAUUCAAUCCCAGUAGUACUCCUCAUCGGUCCUAAUCUUCCUCUUUGUUCUCCCCAGCAGCAUUUGUUGUCUUCUAACCUACCAAGAAAUGGCAAAAAUCAUUUUUGCAUUAUCAAUCUUGCUUGGAUUCUGCUAUCUUACUACUAGCGUGAAUUCCUACACGGCUUCUGGCUGGAGUAAAGCUCAUGCCACAUUUUAUGGAGGCAGCGAUGCCUCAGGAACUAUGGGGGGAGCUUGUGGAUAUGGGAACUUGAAUGCAACUGGCUAUGGAACAAGGACUGCUGCUUUAAGUACUGCCUUGUUCAAUGAUGGAGCUUCAUGUGGACAAUGCUACAAGAUCAUAUGUGAUUAUAAAUCAGACCCCAAAUGGUGCAUAAAAGGAACAUCUGUGACCAUUACUGCUACAAACUUUUGCCCUCCUAACUAUGCUCUCCCAAACAAUAACGGAGGUUGGUGUAACCCUCCUCUCCAGCACUUUGAUAUGGCUCAGCCUGCCUGGGAAAAGAUUGGCAUCUACAGUGGUGGAAUUGUGCCUGUUUUGUUCCAGAGGGUUCCAUGCAAGAAGCAUGGUGGAGUAAGGUUCACUAUCAACGGAAGGGACUAUUUUGAGCUUGUUUUGAUUAGCAAUGUGGGUGGGGCAGGAUCCAUCCAAUCUGUGAAAAUCAAGGGCUCUAAAACUGGGUGGAUGGCAAUGUCAAGGAACUGGGGAGCUAACUGGCAAUCCAAUACCUAUCUCAAUGGCCAAUCAUUGUCGUUCCAAGUCACCACUACUGAUGGAGUGACUCUACAAUUUCCUGACAUUGUGCCAUCAAAUUGGACGUUUGGCCUGACUUUUUCUAGCAAACAACAAUUCUAAGUUACUAAAAGCUUUAGAGUUCAGGAUUUUGGGUUUAGUUUCCGGCAGAGGCGUGCUUAUUAUUUUAGUAAAGCUGCCCGCUAUAUAUUUCUUGGGAUUUUAUAGUUUAAGAUGGUUAAAAUCACAUGGCUACUUCUUUUUUCUGGAUGGUGGUUCCGAUGGAAGUGAAUCCUUGAACUCAAGGCUGCUACAUUACAUUUUUUGUAUACAUGAAAUUGGUACCUUGUUUGAAAUUGUCAAUAAGAAGCGCAAGAAAACAUUGCAGCUUCAGUAAAAUAUAAAUUUUUUCACAAAUUUAAAUGUUUGUAAUUGGAGUUAUUUAUAAUUCUACCAUUUCUCACAAAUGUAAUAAAUCAACCGACAAACCUUCGGUUAAUUACCGAUCAAUUGUUAAAUUAAGUUCUGUCCCAUAGAUGAAAGCUUUGUUGUUUGGAUGCAGACUA
Messenger RNA from Durio zibethinus, 1757 nucleotides. Its product is annotated as expansin-A1-like. NCBI's taxonomy places the organism in Eukaryota, Viridiplantae, Streptophyta, Magnoliopsida, Malvales, Malvaceae. The record is from RefSeq and is a predicted model, not a curated record. Gene Ontology annotation, cellular component: extracellular region. Gene Ontology annotation, biological process: plant-type cell wall organization.